AACUAGUUGGGCAGUAAAAAGAGGAAAGUGGGAAGACGGAAGGGAGAAUGGAGGUGUUCCACAUGGUCUCGCUGUCUCUCAUGAGCAGACUAUGACGGAGUCUAAUGAUCCGGUAACUGGACACAUCAUCUCCACCACCAUUGGAGGCAAAAAUGGUGAACCUAAGAGAACGAUUAGCUAUAUGGCCGAGCGAAUUGUAGGAACUGGGUCAUUUGGAAUUGUCUUCCAGGCCAAAUGCCUGGAGACGGGGGAGACUGUGGCUAUAAAGAAGGUGUUACAGGAUAAGAGAUACAAGAACAGAGAGUUGCAGUUGAUGCGCUCGAUGGAUCAUCCAAAUGUUGUUUCUUUGAAGCACUGUUUUUUCUCGACCACCAGUAGAGAUGAGCUUUUCCUCAACCUGGUAAUGGAGUAUGUGCCUGAAUCCUUGUACCGGGUACUCAAGCAUUAUAGCAGUAUUAACCAGAGGAUGCCACUUAUAUUUGUUAAGCUCUACACUUAUCAGAUUUUUAGAGGGUUGGCUUAUAUUCAUAACGUUCCAGGAGUUUGUCAUAGAGAUGUGAAGCCACAAAAUGUUUUGGUCGACCCUCUUACUCACCAAGUGAAGAUUUGUGAUUUUGGGAGUGCUAAAAUUCUGGUUAAGGGCGAAGCAAACAUUUCUUACAUUUGUUCGCGCUAUUAUCGUGCUCCUGAACUCAUAUUUGGCGCAACUGAAUACACUACUUCAAUUGACAUAUGGUCAGCAGGUUGUGUCCUUGCAGAGUUACUCCUUGGCCAGCCACUAUUUCCUGGAGAAAGUGCUGUUGAUCAGCUUGUUGAGAUAAUCAAGGUUCUUGGUACUCCAACUCGUGAGGAAAUUCGAUGCAUGAAUCCUAACUACACAGAUUUUAGGUUUCCACAGAUUAAAGCUCAUCCAUGGCAUAAGAUAUUUCACACGAGAAUGCCACCAGAGGCAAUAGAUCUUACAUCACGACUUCUCCAGUACUCGCCCAGUUUUCGUUGCACUGCACUAGAAGCAUGUGCACAUCCCUUCUUCGAUGAACUUCGUUUGCCAAAUGCACGAUUGCCAAAUGGCCGGCCAUUGCCGCCUCUCUUUAAUUUCAAGCAAGAGGUAGGUAUCUGAUUCUUUGAGAUGCUUGUUCAUAGGCAUUUUUGUUGUCGCAUCAAUUAGAUAGAUCAAUAUAUUAAUAUUAAAUCACUAUUAUUGUAUUUUGUGAAUCUUAUGAUGAGAGAAUAUUUUAGUAUGUUGAUACUUAGUGCACAUUUUAUCAUAUAUGCUACUUAUAAAAAUAUAAAACACCUAUAUGGCCGUAAUCUUAAUUUUUUUCUUGUGGGUACACAAAUUUGAUCGUAACCUCUAUUGAAUGGUUUGAUUCUUCUUUGGUAAUAAUUUUCAUGUUAGGGAGUGUUAAGCUGUUUUACUAUUUGUUCAGAAUGGACCCUCAGGAAAAAAUGAUGCCAUAUAGUAACUCUUGAUCUUUAUAUCUGUAAAGGGUUUCAUUACUGAAUUGGCUUCGGGUUCAAAUGGUAGGGUUGGUACUUAGGUACAAAUUUUCGUUUGAUUAUUUUCUUUGUGUACUUUUCUCGUCCAACCUUCAAUUCAUCUUGAAUGUACAUGGAGUCGUAUGGGAAAUUGAUAAUG
This is a messenger RNA of Asparagus officinalis (garden asparagus), 1639 nucleotides long. RefSeq names its product shaggy-related protein kinase iota. Gene Ontology annotation, molecular function: protein serine/threonine kinase activity; ATP binding. The transcript has 11 exons. The record is from RefSeq and is a predicted model, not a curated record. Gene Ontology annotation, biological process: protein phosphorylation; signal transduction. The coding region runs from base 92 to 1120 and encodes 342 amino acids. NCBI's taxonomy places the organism in Eukaryota, Viridiplantae, Streptophyta, Magnoliopsida, Asparagales, Asparagaceae. Gene Ontology annotation, cellular component: cytoplasm.